This is a messenger RNA of Argiope bruennichi, 1200 nucleotides long. Its product is annotated as amiloride-sensitive sodium channel subunit gamma-like. The transcript is spliced from 8 exons. NCBI's taxonomy places the organism in Eukaryota, Metazoa, Arthropoda, Arachnida, Araneae, Araneidae. The record is from RefSeq and is a predicted model, not a curated record. Gene Ontology annotation, molecular function: ligand-gated sodium channel activity. Gene Ontology annotation, biological process: sodium ion transmembrane transport. The coding region runs from base 1 to 1200 and encodes 399 amino acids. Gene Ontology annotation, cellular component: membrane.
AUGUUCUUUAAGGGUUACCAGAAAAGUAAUAGACAUAAAAAGUCUAAUAGAGGUUCUAAAUAUACGAAAACAAUUGUUCUUACUUUAACAGGCAGCAAGUGUGCGAUGAAUAAGAAGAAAAAUGUGGACUUAGAAGAGUUAUCAAAAGAAUUUGCUGCAAACAAAGUGUCGGCUGCUGGAGUUUCUAACAUAGUUCAAUCUCGCUCAUUUCCGAGACGCUGCCUGUGGUUCAUUGCUGUAAUGUCCUGCAUAACAUUCAUGGGGUAUAUGACUGUCAAAGUCAUUUUAGAGUACUUCAGCUAUCCAAAAGUGCUCAUCGUUGAAGAUGAAAUCCUCCCCAAGUUGACUUUCCCUGCCGUUACGCUUUGCUCCUUGAAUCCAAUUUCAAGCUACUACGUAAAAUAUACAUCCAUUAAAAAAGUUUGGGAUUUGAAGAAAUUGCAAAGGAAUUUUACUGCGGAAAGUCGCAAUUCUUCUAUACGGGAGGAAUGCUUGGAAAAUCUGCUCUGUGAAUGGUCUUGGUUUGAAGAGCAAUGCACAUGCGUUGAAAACCCGUGUCUCACGGAAUUCUGUCUGGCUGUGAACAGCUCACAUUGCAGUUGCUUGUGGGCCUUCUGCGAGAGCGAAGAUUGGAAAGUGGAGGGCUGCCGGAUUGCAUAUGAUGGUGAUGACAAAACUUGCAUCUGCAACGGCACUUCGAGUGCAGAUGAAAGCGAUUCAUUUGAUGAUUCAGAGGACGAUGAACUAAAGGAUUUACUCGCCGAAAUUGACAACAAAGAAAUAAAAGAAGUGAUACGCCUUAUUAAACAAUCAGCAACACACGACCUGGUUGAUAUAGACGAAGCGUUGCAGCCAACUACGAAAGAACUCUAUCAAUAUGGGGUUACUUUUGACAGUCUAAUUGCAUCUUGUACCUUCGAAGGAGCCCGCUGUCGCAGAGAAGAUUUCACGGUGCUUUAUGAUCCGAUUUAUGGAAAAUGUUACAUGUUUAAUUAUGUUGGAAGCAAUGGAACGGAUUCAGAAAAGCCUAUAGAAAUUCAGACUUACGGUAGUAUAGGGGGUCUUCAACUUCUCCUUCGUGUGACAGAUGACUAUGCACUGGAUUUACUCCGUCGCGAGAUCGGUGCCCGAAUCGUCAUCCACGAUCCCCAUAUUCUACCGUUUGUGGCAGAGUAUGGAAGCUCUCUUACUCCAAGGUAG